Messenger RNA from Coregonus clupeaformis (lake whitefish), 783 nucleotides. RefSeq names its product complement C1q-like protein 2. Gene Ontology annotation, molecular function: protein binding. NCBI's taxonomy places the organism in Eukaryota, Metazoa, Chordata, Actinopteri, Salmoniformes, Salmonidae. Bases 120 to 668 code for a protein of 182 amino acids. The record is from RefSeq and is a predicted model, not a curated record. The transcript has 3 exons.
UGUAUGUUGGGACUCUGUCUGAUUCAUUGAACUGGAGUUUUACAACCUUCAGGACUCAGACAGAGAUAUAAAAUAGUUCAGUUUGAACAUUGAGAUAGAAAUUCUCGUGACAUUAAGAGAUGGAGUCAGUCUGUGUUCUGUUGCUGGCCUUCUGCAGUCUGUCUGGGGCGCGAGGCCUAACCGGCUCCCAAUCGGACAUCUGCACUGUGCUGAGAGAACUUAGCGCCAAAGUGGAACAUCUGGAGAAGGCAAGUAAUGCGAGACUUAAGGUGGCGUUCUCAGCAUCACUCUUCCCACCUGCAUCAGCUGAAAAUAGAGGGCCCUUUGAUAAUGACACCACCCUGAUAUUCAAAAAUUUUAACACAAACAUUGGCCAAGCCUACAGCUCUGGAACAGGUAUCUUUGCUGCACCGGUGAGAGGGGUCUACUACUUCACGUUCACUUGCAAUUCUGGGACUACAGGAAAAGUGAAUGCGGCCCUGUUGAAGAACGGCCAAAAUAUGGCUGCCAUGGUUGGAAGUGGUGAUGUUGACAGCAUGGGGUCAAAUAGUGUAAUACUGCAGUUAGAUGAAGGUGAUCAAGUGAACAUUAUCCUCUGGGGUGGCAACAGCAUCUAUGACAAUGGAUACAGGAGCAUAUUCACUGGUGCCCUGCUCUUUCCAAUGUGAGGAGAGCAUACCAUUUGCUUUAAUGAUUGUAAUGUUUUGUAGGAAUGUACAGUCAUAUGAAAAAGUUUGGGCACCCCUGACAAUUUCCAUGAUUUCCAUUUAUAAAUAAUUGGGU